Molecule: messenger RNA, 417 nt
Organism: Fraxinus pennsylvanica
Lineage: Eukaryota; Viridiplantae; Streptophyta; Magnoliopsida; Lamiales; Oleaceae
Source: the annotation of a GenBank genome assembly
AUGGAGAAUUGUAUCAAUGUUUCUUCCUUUUCCAUUCCCAAUCCUUUCAAGAAAAAACACAAGCCUCUUCCCAUAGAAACCCUUUUCAAGCUUCCAUCUCUACUCCCCUCGUGGCCUCAAGGUGAAGGAUUUGCUAGUGGAAUUAUUGAUCUAGGAGGAUUACAAGUGUGUCAAGUAUCGACAUUUUCUAAAGUGUGGGUUACACAUGAAGGCGGACCAGAUAAUCUUGGCGCAACAUUUUUUGAACCAUCUUCUGUACCAGAUGGAUUCUCUUUGCUUGGAUUCUAUAGCCAAUCCAACAAUAGACCAUUAUGUGGAUGGGUUCUUGUAGGGAAAGAUGCAAAAAAAGAAGGUGCCUUGAAGGAACCAAUUGACUACACUCUUGUUUGGAGUAGCGAGUCUUUGAAAAUUAAGUAA